AUGGAUUUAUUUAAUCCUUUUUUUGUAAAAAAUAGCACAUUUAUCCAACCUGCCUAUUUUAUUAUAAGUGGAUUUAUUGGCUUACCUAAUAUGAAGUAUUACUACGUCUUUCUCUUUUUUGUAUUUAUAGUUUCAGUGCUUGGAAACGUGGCUGUAAUGGCUGUAAUCUGUCUGGAUCAUAAUCUCAGAACUCCAAAGUAUGUUGCCGUUUUUAACCUUGCAUUUGUGGACCUCUUAGGUAGCUGUGCUCUGGUACCAAAGGUCCUUGAUAUCUUUUUGUUUAAUCAUUAUUAUGUCCCCUACAACGACUGCUUGACGUUCCUUUUCUUCUGCUACACUUGCCUUUCGAUGCAGGCUCUUAAUCUGGUUGCUCUCUGCUACGAUCGCCUGAUGGCCAUCAUGUUUCCUCUGCACUAUCAUGUAAAGGUUACUCAUAAGAUUAUGUUUUCCAUGAUUACCUUUUUUUGGCUGUUUGUAAUAACUUGUGUUUUACUUGCAAUUGGCCUUCUUACAAGGCUUUCCUUCUGCAAGUCUGUGGUCAUUAACAGCUAUUUCUGCGACCAUGGCCAAAUCUACAAGCUGGCAUGCAACGACAAUUUUCCUAAUUUUGUGAUCUCACACCUCCUUCCAUGUCUGUUUCUUUGGCUUCCUCUUGUUAUAAUAUGUUCCAGUUACAUAUGUAUUGGAUACACUUUAGCUCAGGUUGUUGCAGCUCAGGAAAGGGCGAAGGCUCUCAGAACCUGCACAGCUCAUCUCUCGUUGGUAGUGAUCUAUUUCUGUCCAAUAUUGAUCACGUUUACGAUGGGUUCUGGCAUCCAUCCAAACGCCAGGAUCAUUAACCUGUCUUUGACCUCUGUUAUUCCUCCACUGUUGAACCCAGUCAUUUAUGUUCUGCACACACAAGAAAUAAGAUCAUCAAUUAAAACAAUACUAAAAGGAAGGAAUAAAUCUAAAAUUAUGCUCUAA
Messenger RNA from Poecilia latipinna (sailfin molly), 966 nucleotides. Its product is annotated as olfactory receptor 1-like. Lineage: Eukaryota; Metazoa; Chordata; Actinopteri; Cyprinodontiformes; Poeciliidae. Gene Ontology annotation, molecular function: odorant binding; G protein-coupled receptor activity; olfactory receptor activity. Gene Ontology annotation, biological process: G protein-coupled receptor signaling pathway; detection of chemical stimulus involved in sensory perception of smell. The record is from RefSeq and is a predicted model, not a curated record. The transcript is spliced from 2 exons. Gene Ontology annotation, cellular component: membrane. Bases 1 to 966 code for a protein of 321 amino acids.